Messenger RNA from Anopheles coustani, 1433 nucleotides. Its product is annotated as hydroxylysine kinase. Bases 1 to 1254 code for a protein of 417 amino acids. Gene Ontology annotation, molecular function: amino acid kinase activity. The record is from RefSeq and is a predicted model, not a curated record. Lineage: Eukaryota; Metazoa; Arthropoda; Insecta; Diptera; Culicidae. The transcript is spliced from 4 exons.
AUGGAGAUGAAAACAAUUGUUAAAAAAAAUAAUCCAACCGAGGAUAAAGAGAAUGACGAUGGUUGCGACGAAAAGACCGAUAAUCAACGAAAAGUAACAAAUCCAGCAGAAGCUGGCGAGUCUAUGAGUGGAGGAAAAUCCUCUACCGAGCGAAAUCAAACGCUUAAUCCAGGAUCCCAAAUUCGUCCAACAGUAUCAGAAGAUGAUGUGCGCAAGCUGGCCGAAAGAUUGUACGGAAUUACGGUGCUGGAAAUGUGUGAACUGGAUUCAUACGAUGAUCGCAAUUACAUGAUUCAAGCAGACAGCUACGUCAAGAAUCCCAUAUUAAAAUCAAUCAAUAAGAGCGGUUACGUUAUGAAGAUAGCAAACUCGCUUGACUCGAAGGAUGAAUCGUUUUUUCAUGCGCAAAGCGAAAUAAUGCUACAUCUUUGUAAGCUCGAUAUCAAAUGUCCCCUACCCGUGCAGAAUAUCAAUGGCAAAUAUCACUCCGUAGAGAAAUUGGGGGAGUCAGAUCAUGUCGUACGACUGCUGGAAUACAUUCCGGGGAAGGUAUUCCAUGGAGUACCACAUCCAGAUCACAUUUUUUAUCAAGCGGGUCAGUUUAUCGCUAGGAUCGAUUCCGCGCUUAAAUCCAUUGACAAAGAAAUGGUUGUGAAUCGACAGUCGAUAUGGAUGCUGGACAACUUCCUUAAGCUGAAAGAUUUCAUUUAUGUGGUCAAAGAUGAAUACCACAAAGGAAUUAUCGAGCAGGUAUUGAGUACCUAUGAGCGUCGCAUCGUUCCUAAUCUGGAUGAAUACGAGCAAGGCGUGAUAUAUGGAGAUUUCAACGAGCACAACAUUAUCGUGAAUAAAAAGGCGACGAACAGCAAGGACUAUGAAAUUACGGGUAUUAUAGAUUUCGGCGACGUUUGCUAUUCAAGGUAUGUUUUUGAGCUGGCCAUCGCUAUGACAUACAUGAUUCUGGAAUCCAACGACUUGGAUACUGGCGGUUUGGUGAUUGCGGGGUACAGCAUGAUAAGACUGAUUCCUCAACAUGAAAAAGACGUACUAAGGGUCGCUAUCGCCGCCAGGAUUUGUCAGAGUCUUGUGCUUGGUUUGUAUACGGCUACGGUUGAUGCCAACAAUCAGUACAUUCUGUCAACACAAGCCCGAGGCUGGAGCGUACUGGAAGCACUUUGGAAUGAAACAGAUAAAAAUCUGUUAGAUCGAUGGGCAACAGUGGCCGAAGAAUAUCUUACACGGAGCUCCAAAUAAUGGGUUUGACGACGAAGUCGAUUUUGAUCAAUUUCAAUUAAUAUGACUAUCAUAUCAUACUGAAAGCAAUAUUAUAUGAACUAUUAUUGAGAAAAGUAACAGCUUUUCAUGUUACAUUAGUAGUUACAGCUAUUCAUGUAAAAGUUGAUGAUUGUACGACAAUAAAUUGCUUAGUAACU